Molecule: messenger RNA, 1942 nt
Organism: Bubalus bubalis (water buffalo)
Lineage: Eukaryota; Metazoa; Chordata; Mammalia; Artiodactyla; Bovidae
Gene: ZFYVE21
Product: zinc finger FYVE-type containing 21
Exons: 8
Coding region: 819-1427 (202 amino acids)
Molecular function (GO): metal ion binding
Source: RefSeq, a predicted model, not a curated record
GACCACGCUUUGGAAACAAACUUUAAGUUACAGCCCCUCGUGUUCUAGCUGACCGCUUUUCCUCCCUGCCCCGGGAAUCGCGGUGGCAAGUUUUCCGCAGGGAGGGGUGGGGAGGUACGGGAGGAAUGCGUUCGGGUGUUUUCCAGGCACCGGAGAGCUCAGAAGCUAGGGAGGGGCGGUUGGCCCGCUGGGAAGACGGGGGAGGGUUCAUUCCCUCCGCCCCCUUGUCAGCGAGCCCAGCCCGCGGUGCUCCAAGAGGGCAGGGCGCUGGGCGGGGGCCGCGGGGGUCACUGGGCUGGGCUCGCCCCGUCGGCCCCUCCUCUCGGGCCUCUUGUCGCCCCAGUUGUGCUCUUCCUUUUCUGCGUUUCUCCUCCGUGUGCUUGCGGUCUCUGAACUCGCGGAAUGUACUUUUCCUCACACGGUGCCCUUGGUUAGUGCCGUUGAAAGGUGGUUAAAGAAAGAAAAAGGGAACAUCACAGCUCUCAUUCUCUAAGCCAGUGCGUGUCCGGGAGCUCGUUUAAAUGAAUCGGUGAGGGAGCCUGGCAGGUGUCAUUACGGCUCAGAGGGAAGUCACAGCAGCACCGCCUGGCCUGGGAGGCGGCAGGUGAAGGGGCCGAGGUCCAGCCGAUCGAUCGUCUCCAUCAUGGGGGGCGGAGCCAGGACGGGCCAGUCGCGGGGCCCACAGCAUCUCCACCCCCUCAGCCCAGGCCAGCCUGUCAGCCUUUUCUGGUGGUGUCCCCGAGGGCCAUUUUAGACAUUUCUUCCCCCGACUGAUCCCCGUGAAAUGCUCACAGCAAGGACCGUGUUGCCCGAGGUGCAUGCAGUGUGACACCAAGUUUGACUUUCUCACCAGGAAGCACCACUGCCGCCGGUGCGGGAAGUGCUUCUGCGACAAGUGCUGCGGCCAGAAGGUGGCGCUGCGGCGCAUGUGCUUCGUGGACCCCGUGCGGCAGUGCGCCGGGUGCGCGCCGGUGUCGCGGCGCGAGGCAGACUUCUACGACCGGCAGCUCAAGCUGCUGCUGAGCGGAGCCACCUUCCUCGUGACUUUCGAGAACUCCGAGAAGCCGGACACGAUGGUCUGCCGUCUUUCCAGCAACCAGAGGUUCCUGCUUCUGGACGGGGACGGGGACGAUCACCGCGAGGUGGAGGUGGCGCGCAUCGCUGCCGUGCAGAUGCUCACGGAGGGCCUCCAUCCCGGAGACACUCUCUCUCACACCAGCCUCCCCGCCAGCCGGCCUGCCGCCGAAGGAGGCAACGCGAGGGCCACAGGCAUGACCCUGCAGUACACGACCCCGGGGGCGGAGGGGCUGACGCAGCUGACGCUGACAGCCGGCGAGGACCCCGACGGCAGCAGGAGGCAGGCGUCGGCGUGGCUGGCGGCCAUGCACAAGGCGGCCAAGCUCCUCUACGAGUCUCGGGACCAGUAACUCCACACGGGCUGGACGGUCCGCUUGGGGCAGCAGCACCUGCUCAUGGGCGCAUAGGCACGACUAACCCUACAAGUGCUGGAGACGCAGCCAAGCCCUCAGAGCCUGCCUAGUGCAAUAUCGGUUAACGCUCCAGACCAUGCACGCUUUAGAACUUGUCUGACACUUGUUGAUACCUAACUGCGGGGGGAGAGGCUGAGCUACACUACUGCUAAUACUCUCUGCCUUGUUUUUACAAGUGCCCAUGUUUACUAGAAGGUUCUGGUUCCCUGAUGCUCACUGGUCCUUCCACAGACGUGAUCCGGGCAGUGGUCCCCUGGCCUGAUGGGUACUGGUGCGCUUCUCGCACUGCCCGCUCGGCGUGUCACUAACCCAGGGCCACAAACAAACCCCGACACUUCACUGGGGAAGGAGCAUGCUUUGUAUUUUGUACUUCUCACUUUCUAUUUCACUUUAAAAUAACUGUACAACAAUUUGUAUAUAAAGCUUACGAUUAAAACUUAUUUUGAAAGUAA